Cladophialophora bantiana CBS 173.52 is the source of this 585-nucleotide messenger RNA. RefSeq lists its product as uncharacterized. The record is from RefSeq and is a predicted model, not a curated record. The transcript has a single exon. The coding region runs from base 1 to 585 and encodes 194 amino acids. NCBI's taxonomy places the organism in Eukaryota, Fungi, Ascomycota, Eurotiomycetes, Chaetothyriales, Herpotrichiellaceae.
AUGUGCGUUUCAAGCCGCCCAUUGGAAAUCUUCAAAAUCAGGUUAGCGCAAAAUUCUAAUCUACGUCUUGAACUCCUGAACCACAAUGACAUUGAAAAGUAUAUCACCGCUGAGUUCCAGGCCGAUGAUAAAUUCAAAGCAUUAAGAGAAAACAGCCACGCGCUGUGUCUCAAACUUGUUACCGAGCCCCUCGACAAGGCUGAAUGCGUUUUUCUCUGGGUAGUCCUUGUUGUUCGUCCCCUUCUACACGGGUUGGAGCAUAAAGACACAAUUGCAGACCUCCUGGACAGGCUAAGCCAAUUUCCGAGCGGAUUGGAGGCUUACUUCCGUCAGAUGCUCUCCGGCAUCGACGAGGUUUACCGCUCGAGAGCUCUCAAGCUUCUCAACAGUGCUCUGAACUCCGCGGACGGACUAUCACUCAUGACAUGCUCCUUUUUGGACGAAGUAAACCCGAACUUUGCCCUCAAUGUGCCCAUGAAGGCUGUUUCCGCACAUAGAAUAGAGGAGCGACUAACUGAGACCGCCAGCCGUAUUAGCUUGCGAUGCUUAGGGUUGUUGGAAAACCAAAACACUUCGCGGCGAUAG